UAUUCAAAAUAUAUUCUUAUAGUUUAAUAGCUAUUAUAUGUGUAAAAACCAUCUCCAUAACAUAAACUAAAAAUCUGCUAAAAAUAGAAGAAUGUCUGAAGGGAAGAACUGGGUUUUCUUGAUAACGGAACAGCAUAGAUACCAGGGAUUAUCUUAUAAAUCAGAUAUAAUUGUUAUCUCAGGGUUAGAUGCUGGUGACAGGCAGGCCUUAGAGCAGAAAUAUAAUGGGUUUGAUCCCCCCUGUUUGUUGGACAGCUCAGAUGGCAGGUUUGUGUUAAAAGGAAAUAGUUACAAUCAUAUAGAUGUUAUGAACUCUCUUAUCUCCAGACGAGGGUACAGUAUUGAAUAUAAUCCACAGCAGCGUAAUAUCCCCAGCUUACAAAGCAAAGACGACAAGUUUUCCAUGAUGUACCAUUUGAGUAAGCCCAUACGAUUAAGAAGACAGGAAACUGUUGCAUCUUUUGGAUCCUCCUCCAUGUUGGAUGAACCUGACCUGGCAAAGAAGACUGAAGAAAUGAAAUUAAAAUAGAAAAUAGAAAUUAGAGAGUAGUAAAAAUUAUCUUUUAUUUUUAAUUUUAAUUGCGUAAUCAUUCCUUUUUAAUGUUUCAAACAACAAGCUUUAUGUCGCAGCUUUUUUUUGUAAAUUUUAAAUUGGGUUGAAAUUAUAAUUAUUUGCAACUACUGUACAGGGAAGUUAAAAGAAUUCCCAAGACCAAUUUGUCUAAAAAAUAGCCAGAGCGCAGGGAGGGACGUUUUGUAGACAAAAUUGGUCAAGGAAACCCGUGGUUAAGUAAAAUUUUAAAUUUUCCGAAAAAGCAGUUGUAAAUAAUUAUAAGUUAAACCCAAUUUAACUGUCCAAAGGGAGGUUAAGUAACUUAACCUCCCACUGUUGGGGGAAUUAUAGGUCGGUAAUGUUGGUCAAGAGGCGGUAAAUUAAAUAAAUGAAAUUUAAAUAUUUAAAGCAAGGGGUAAAAUUAAAAAAUGGCUCAGUGCUGUGCUAUGAUUUAUUAUCAGGGCAUCAUAAAUAAUAAGGCAUGUUUAUGCAUAUAUAUAUGCUUUAAAAGAUAUCAUUUCUACAUAUAUUUUUAUUUUAUGUACGCUUGAUUCUUAUUAUCCUACAUACAGCGGAACCCUUAAAACUGUGGAAUUGGAAAACUCGAGAAAUGAUUUUGAAUAUUCUAAUGAAAAUGAAACGAUUCAAUUUCGCAGUGACAACAGACCCAUUUCACUUUCAAACUACUCGAAAUUUCGUCUUUAUAGUCUGCAAUUUUAAGGGUCCCGCUGUAUCAUUACUACCAAAGAUACUCAUUGAUAAACUGUAGAAAUCUAGAAAUUGUAAUUGUAAUUAAUUUACUGUCCAUGUAUGUGUUUGUUAUUAUUAAAGUGUUAUUGUUAAAUCCAUUGUUUUUGAAGAAGACGACAUUCUUUUGAAUGUAAAAACGUAAAAGUCAGGCUAAAUAUUGUUAUAUACUCAAUAAACAUCAUGAACAAAUUCAAUAAAUUUAGCCACUCAAAA
Messenger RNA from Eurytemora carolleeae, 1516 nucleotides. RefSeq lists its product as uncharacterized. The transcript is spliced from 6 exons. The record is from RefSeq and is a predicted model, not a curated record. Bases 92 to 529 code for a protein of 145 amino acids. Lineage: Eukaryota; Metazoa; Arthropoda; Copepoda; Calanoida; Temoridae.